Messenger RNA from Alosa sapidissima (American shad), 2259 nucleotides. It is a transcript of the gene cbx7a, whose product is annotated as chromobox homolog 7a. Lineage: Eukaryota; Metazoa; Chordata; Actinopteri; Clupeiformes; Clupeidae. Gene Ontology annotation, cellular component: PRC1 complex. Bases 300 to 1487 code for a protein of 395 amino acids. Gene Ontology annotation, biological process: negative regulation of transcription by RNA polymerase II. The record is from RefSeq and is a predicted model, not a curated record. The transcript is spliced from 6 exons.
CAGAACGUGCCGUGCACUAUCCUUGGCAAGCACGCGCCAGGCAGUGGAGAUGUGUCGCAGAUUUGAAAACUCCCAAACAGAGGCGAGAAUAGGUCGGAACAUCUAGAGAACACUGGAAACAUAGACAGGUCGUUCAGUUCAGGGAAAAAAGCUAUCAAGAGGACCAAACCUGGCUUAUUUCGAAAAGGGUUGCACGACUUUCACCAUUUAGGCUACACAUUUUGUAGGAAGGAACAGAGAGUGCGUACUAGCCUACUUGCGUCCUUCCUAUAGCGUGCGGGAAGCUCAAGAUAGUGGCGAUGGAGCUGUCAUCACUUGGCGAACAAGUGUUUGCUGUUGAAUCUAUCACUAAAAAGAGAGUUAGAAAGGGAAACGUGGAAUAUCUACUGAAGUGGCAAGGCUGGCCUCAAAACAGGUACAGCACAUGGGAACCCGAGGACCACAUACUGGACCCGCGCCUGGUUCUGGAGUACGAGGAAAAUGUGCUUUUCCCCAGGGAGGAGAAGGACAGAGCCUUGGCCUAUAGGAGAAAGGGCCUCCGACCACGCAGGCUAGUCCUGAGGAACAUGUACCCCAUGGACCUUCGCAGUGCCCACAAAGUGCCUGAUAAGCCGCCCCCUCGCCUCCGCCUCUCUCUCACGCGCUCCAUGGGAGCAGAGCUGGAGCACGGGGUCCGGCCGUGCAGGCCAGGGGACAGGGCCGGUGUCCUACGCCGCCUGGAGAAGCGGCGCAGCAAACAGGGGGCGACCAGAGCCCUGAUGCUGGACCCACGACCUCCACGUCUACAGAAGGUCCCACACUACACGCAGGACUCGAUGGAAGAGGAGAACCACAGAAGGGAAGAGGAGGACCACCACACAAUGGAAUACCCAGACAAGAGAGAGAUCACACUGCAAGACAACAACAACAAAGCAGACCAGGACCAGGACAUUCCCAGCGGCCCGCAGUUUUCAGAUGGCUACUGUUCCUCAGCUGAGCAGGACAUGGCAAUGGUGACCGAGGCAGUGGAGGACUGCGGAUUGUGUCACAGGCCAGGGGAUGAGCCUGUUGAAGGCAAGACCCCCAUGGCAGGGACAGGGCUGAAUGACACAGCCAGGACUUUGGGUGAUCCCGAUUUGAGUACAAACCCUGACAGCUUAGGGAGGGACUCUCUAUCAGAGGGAACACAAGACGUGGCGAUGACUGACGAAUCACAGAGCGCUUCCACCACGGCGAGAGAGGCAGACACACACGUUUCCCUAGACACAGUGGACAGCUGUUUGGCACCAAGAGAUAGCUCUACCACCCCUUGUAUCAAGGCAGAGUGCGAAUUGGUCGUGGUGUCCAAGCGGGACGUUUCCAUUGGUAAGAAGGGGUCAGAGUCAAGUACCACCUCACGGACCUCUGGCAAAGUGAUAGUGACAGAUGUGACCAUUAAUUCCUUGACAGUGACAUUCAAAGAGGCACUGACAGCUGAGGGUUUUUUUAAGGGCUGUGGGAUGGAGUGAAAAGGAGUUCAGGAGGUCAAAUGAAGGAAAAGAUAAAAAGACACCGAAAGACAGGAAAGGUGGAGGUCCAAGACAGGUGUUUGGAAGGAACUCAUGAAUGUCACUUACUGCGUAAUUAUUCCAACCUUCCUUGUACAAAAGCUAGUGAUUUGUUCUGUGUUUUUUGCAAAGUAGUACUACCUUUCCGCAGUAUUGCUUCCAGUAAAAAAAACCACUGCAACAAAACAGCUUCCACACAUCUCUAGCUCAUUUCUUUGAUGUUGUCCGUUAACAGAACAAGCUCAAAAAAAGCACUGCAUUAUGAAGUUCAAAUACAGUACAGGAAGCUUUGUUUAUGUGUGUGACUACCAGCUGUAUGUGUGUAUAUGAUGGACGCAGCGCACAAUCAUGUGUUGGCUUGUUGGCCUUUCGCGGUGAAAAAGGUUACCUGGCUCUAUUUUUGUUUUUGUGGCUGCACAUCUCCCUUUACUCCGUUGUGAAGCCUGUGCAUUUUUAACGAGGAGGGUGUCAAUUUACACUACACUGCUCGCGCAGAUGCUGUAGUAGGACUAGGAUGUGUUCACAGUUGAAUUUUAUGUUUCUGUUGUAUUUAUCGCAUGUCCAAAAAACACCUAAAUUUAAAUUAUCCGCCAUAUGGUUAAAACCAGAUAAUAAUCUUGGGGGAAAAGACAGUUUGGUGUACUUGAAUGUUUGCUUGCUGGUUUUUGGUGUAGUUUAUAAUAACAAUGCAUUUUUUUAUUACCAAUAAUAAUAAUUAAAAAAAAAAAACACA